Molecule: messenger RNA, 1224 nt
Organism: Notodromas monacha
Lineage: Eukaryota; Metazoa; Arthropoda; Ostracoda; Podocopida; Cyprididae
Source: the annotation of a GenBank genome assembly
UUGUUUCUCUUUUAUUUUCCAGAAAAAAACCUCUUCAUUCGUAGCAUCGUGGAAACGAAUCCAGUUUUUGCGCAGGAACUGCGUGUGAAUCGUCGUCGUCGUCGACGGUGUCGCGUUCUUAUUUGGUGUGUGACGUGAUACUGGUGCCACGAAGGACACCAACAAAUAAAAAAAAAAAGAGUCGACGCACUGCUCAGCAGCUGAUUCCGUGACACUCGACGCUUCCCAUCGCUGCGUGUGUCGUCGAUUUAUCCCCCAUACGUGUCGACACAGUCUUUUGCUUGUGUUUUUUUUUGUGAGUGUCUGUGUGAUUGAAAAUUGGGAGGAAAAGAAGUGGUUGGAUCGCAUAUUUUUUUUUCUCUUGGGGUGUGGGUGUUGUGGACCCGGUUGAAGUGUGCGAGUGGAAUUUGACGCGGUAUACUUGACCUGACUGGGGACAUGACGAAUCACCACCAAUCGGACGUGCAUCAUCAUCAGGGCGACCUGUGGGCCCAAUGGUUUGCCUGCUGUUUUUCCAACCAACAGCCUCAUCAUCCAGGCAAGAGACGUCCGAUGAGAAUAGACCGGUCCAUGAUCGGGUUGCCGACCAACUUCCAGCACACGGGCCACGUCGGGUGCAACGACCUGGGCGCCAACACGGGCCACAUGGCGGCACUGCACACGCAGCUGCAGUCCAAGGGCGGCUACAACAUGGCCCUGCCCAUCACCAACGGCACCGCCAAGCUCCUCGACACCCGGCCGUUGAUCCCAAUUGCCACGUCUAACAAUCACCACCACCACCACCAUCAACACCACCAAAACAAUCAUCAUCACCACCACAACCAACUUCACCCUCAUCUCCUGCAGCACCACGACGAGUACCACCAAAAUCAUCAUCAUCAUCAUCACCACCACCAUCUUUCCGGCGGCGACGUCGUCAUCCGUCCGACGUCGACGACGACGACGCCUGCGACUGCACCGGCGCCGCCUAUUGUAGUCGGUGGUGCCGGCGGCGGCGGCGGCGGCGGUGGUGGAGGAGGUGGCGCCACUGCAUUGGGACUCGGACGAUCGCGGAAUUGAUUGAUUGAUUGUAUUUUGGGAUACGAUGCGUCGGUGUGGUGCCUGAUGCUGCUGCUGCUGUUGGGGCUUUUUUUUGUUUGUUUGUUUGUUGGUGAUGUGUACGCAGGUUUUUUUUUUUUUUGUUCGAUGGAGACGAAAUGGUCAUUGAUUUUAUGUGGGGUUUUU